GACACCUUUAUGACAAGAAUAAAGUGGACGGACUCGCACAUAUGUAGCCGACCGACAACCAGAAAUUUUUAUUGUAGCAUUCAAGGCGAAACAAUGCGAUGUCAGGACCCAGUGGGAAAAAUUACGGAAUAGCUUCGGACUUGCACGUGGACGAAAAUAAAGAAAGCAAUAUUGACCACUUCGUAAUUGAUACGGCUGUGGAUGAAAUAUAUUUUUGUGAGGACUGCAAUAAUGACUUCGAUAGCAUCGAGUCGUACAACCAGGCGCACAGUGGCCCCGAUGGCUGUGGGGCCACGGUCGAGGCCAGAUCCAAAGUCAUGGUUCAUGCAGUUGAGAUCAAAGAGGAGUUCGAAGACACCAUGGUAGAUAUUGAUUCCAUGGUCGUUGAGGAUGAUCUGGUUGAGGAGCUCGAUGAGGCGAGCGAACCGCAGUUGUGGGAGGUGCUGGAGGAUGACGGUCAAGUGAAUGUCAAAGUCGUCAAUGAAGCUGAAAUUGCAUCCGAAGUUGAGCCAGAGGAGGAGGAGGAGGAGGAGGAGGUGGAAGCUGAGGAAGUGGCUAAUAAAUCGGAACGUUACUUUUGCUUCGACUGUCACAGCAUAUUUGAGACUCGGCAGAGUGCAGAGGACCAUAGUUGUCCCCAAGGUGAAGCAAAUGGCGAAGCACGCGGCAAAAGCAGCAACGCCAAGCUAGCCAAGACACAGACGCCAAUGCGCCGAAAGGUCGCAGCUGCCGCGGCUUCCAGCAGCAGCAGCAACAACAGCAGCGUUACAGUGUGCGACAUUUGCAAGACGCAAUUCAGCUCGGCCAAGUGUCUCAAGUUCCAUAUGCGCAUUCACAACAAGCGCGCGCCCAAGUCCAUACAGGACGCUCUGCCCGUGGGUGCUCAUCAGCAGUACAAUGAACUGGAUCAAUUCUACUGUGAGAUAUGCAACAAGAGCUUCGAGCAGAACCUGUUGACGGUGCACAAGCAAAUGCACCAGAGCCAGGAGCAGUUCUUGUGCGGCACUUGCAAUCGAAAAUUCGAAAAUGCUACCAACUAUGAGAUGCAUUUGAAGAUUCACGAACGUGCGCUGAACAGCAAUAGCAAUAGCAAUGCCAAUAAAAAGCCUGCCUCUGCGAAGAAGGAUAAACCGGGAUUUGCCUGCCAAUAUUGUGAGCGUGUCUUCUCCCGGCCGUACGAGAAGGUGAAGCACGAGCGCGUUCAUACCGGCGAGAAGCCCUACAGCUGCGAGGUGUGCGGCAAGACCUUUCGCGUCUCCUACUCGCUGACGCUGCACCUGCGCACGCACACUAACAUACGGCCCUAUGUGUGCACCACUUGCAAUAAGCGAUUUAAAUCGUAUCAGGUCUAUUCGCAUCAUUUGCGCAUUCACAGCUCGGACCGCCUAUACGCCUGUGAUAGCUGCCCGAAGGCCUUUCGCACCUCGGUGCAGCUCUAUGCCCAUAAGAAUACGCACACGAAGCCGUAUCAGUGCGCCGUCUGCAAUCGGCCCUUUGCCUCGCUGUAUGCCGUCAAGGCGCACAUGUCAACCCACAGGACCAACGACGCCAAAGGCGUCAGCAGUGCCGCCAUCAAGAGCCAGCAGCUGGCGAACAAAUAUUGGUGCGUUACUUGCGGAGCGGAGUAUGCACGUCCCUUUGCCCUGCGUCUUCACAUGAAGGCCGCCCAUGGGCAUCCGGAUGAUGCGGACACACGAUUGGCCAAAGUGCCUGCUCCCGAAGAUGACGAAGACGAUGAGGACAACGAUGAGGAGAUUGUUGUACCGGACACCGAGACGGCCGUCCUCAUCGCAGCAGCCAAGGCCGAUUCAGCCUAUCUGGAUGCAGCCGCCAAUGAUGUGGACGUAAUGGGCGCUGUUCCCAAGUACGAGGAGUGCAUUGAGGUAUGCACGGAUGCGUUCGAUGUGGAGACAUUUCACAGCGAGGAGAUUAUCACCGACUGGCUAAAGUGAAUGAAAAUAAUGAUUAUAAAUAAUAUAUAUAAAGUAAUAAAGAAAAAGCCUUGCAAAAUA
Drosophila navojoa is the source of this 2012-nucleotide messenger RNA. It is a transcript of the gene Opbp, whose product is annotated as Optix-binding protein. Gene Ontology annotation, cellular component: nucleus. NCBI's taxonomy places the organism in Eukaryota, Metazoa, Arthropoda, Insecta, Diptera, Drosophilidae. The record is from RefSeq and is a predicted model, not a curated record. Gene Ontology annotation, biological process: regulation of transcription by RNA polymerase II. Gene Ontology annotation, molecular function: sequence-specific DNA binding; DNA-binding transcription factor activity, RNA polymerase II-specific.